This is a messenger RNA of Aphidius gifuensis, 4218 nucleotides long. It is a transcript of the gene RhoBTB, whose product is annotated as rho-related BTB domain-containing protein 1. Lineage: Eukaryota; Metazoa; Arthropoda; Insecta; Hymenoptera; Braconidae. The transcript has 11 exons. The record is from RefSeq and is a predicted model, not a curated record. Gene Ontology annotation, biological process: small GTPase-mediated signal transduction. Gene Ontology annotation, molecular function: GTP binding; GTPase activity; protein binding. Bases 207 to 2402 code for a protein of 731 amino acids.
AUUUUUCAAGUUUUAAAAUAAUAUCAACAAGGGUCAAUCAAUAGUCAUGACUUGGCAAUAUUACACAAGUUAAAUUUUUUUAUAAAAAUUAUAUUAAAGUCAGCAAUCAAAACAUCGCGAAUGUGGAAGCCUGUUUUCUUGAUUGACGAGGAGGUGAUACUGGAAGUGAUAAUAGUGAAGUUAAUGAGAAGGUCAAAAAUUCGGUGAUGGACAAUGAACAACCACAUCAGGAAUUGGUCAAGUGUGUCGUUGUUGGUGACACUGCUGUUGGAAAAACCAGAUUGAUAUGUGCCAGAGCUUGCAAUAAACAUGUAUCAUUAUCACAACUUUUAACAACUGCUCAUGUACCAACAGUAUUUGCUAUAGAUCAAUAUCGAAUUUAUAAAGAUGUUCUUGAAAGAUCUUGGGAUGUUGUUGACAAUGUCAAUGUUUCAUUGAGACUUUGGGAUACUUUUGGGGAUCACGAAAAAGAUCGACGAUUUGCAUAUGGACGCUCUGACGUUGUAUUGCUAUGUUUUUCAAUAACAAAUCCAAUAUCAUUGAGAAAUUGCAAGGCAAUGUGGUAUCAAGAAAUUCGUAAAUUUUGUCCACAAACACCAGUUCUUCUUGUUGGCUGUAAAAAUGAUUUACGAUUUAUGUACAGAGAUGAAACUUAUCUUCGAUAUUUUCGUGAUCGUAGUCCAUUUAUCAGAGCAACAAAAAAAUGUGAUUUAGUUAUGCCUGAUCAAGCACGUGAAGUUGCACGUGAACUUGGUAUACAUUAUUAUGAAGCAAGUGUAUUUACAUAUUAUGGUGUUAAUGAAAUAUUUGAAAAUGCAAUACGUGCUGCAUUAAUAGCAAGAAGACAACAACGUUUUUGGAUACAAAAUUUAAAAAAAGUACAAAGACCACUAAUGCAAACACCAUUUUGUCCACCAAAACCAAUAGCACCAGUUGUUUGUUUAACACCAAGUACAUAUGAUGAUAAUAUGAAAUCAUUAUGGACACGUCCAGUACAUACUGAUGUUGCAUUUAUUGUUGGCACAUGUACAUUUACAGCACAUCGUUGUUUAUUAUCUGCUGCAUCACCAACAUUUCAACGUUUAUUUUCAAUGGAGCUAACACAUGAAUUAACACCAAGAAGUUCAAGUGAAUCAAGUAUGGCUAGUACAUUUGGUGAAGCAACUGUUGGAGAUUUUAAUGAUGAUACUGAAUGUCUCAUUAGAAUUGAUCAAUCAAAACCUACAAAAGUGUGGGAUCAGUUGAAACGUCGAUCAAGUUUUCAAGUAUUACCAACAGCAGAUCAAAGAAAAGCCAUUGGUGCACCACGUGAAUUAAAUCAUCCAGCAUUUCAAAAUAUACGAAUAGCAUUGACUGAAAAUUCAAAUGGCGCUCAACAAUCAACUACAGUAGUAACAUUAUCAAAACUUGUUACACCACAAGCAAUGCAACAAUGUCUUCAAUUUAUUUACACUGGAAAUCUUGAUAAACGUUAUCAUAUACUUCAAACAGCACCAAUUGGAUUAUUAUUGGAAAUAAGACAAGCUGCUGAAUUUUUAGAACUUCCACAAUUACUAAUGGUACUUGGUAGUAUACAAGCAAGAUCACAAUUUAUAAAUAGUGAACUUAAUAAUCAAUAUAAACAAGUUGUACGUGAAAGACUUGAAGAUAUUUGUCUUGAUCAAGGUCUAUUUGGUGAUGUAUUAUUUGAACUUGAUGAUGGUACUUUACCAGCACAUAGAGCAAUUCUUACAGCAAGAUGUGACAUGAUGAAAGCAAUGUUUUCCGGUGAUUUUCGUGAAAGUAGUGCUAAAGUUAUUGUUUUUCCUGGUGUUAGAGAAUAUACAUUUCAUAAACUUCUUUGUUAUAUUUAUACUGAUGAAGUACCAGUAAUAUCAUCAGCAAGAUGUUUAAAUUUAUUAGAAUUAGCAAAUCGUUUAUGUUUACCACGUUUAAUAAAUUUAGUUGAAAGUAGAGUUGUUCAAGAUCUUGAAAGAGUAUCACAAAAUGAUACAAAUGAAGCUAUUGAAAGUUGUCUUCGUCUUCUUGAACCAUCAAAAUUUCAUAAUGCUGAUCAACUUGCUAAUUGGUGUAUGAAUUAUUUAUGUAUUAAUUAUGAUAAUCUCUGUAAAAUAUCACCAAAAAGUGUCAAGUUAUUACAUCCAGAAAAUCAAGAUUAUCUUAGUGAACAUCGUUGGCCACCAGUCUGGUACUUGAAGGAUUAUGAUUAUUAUCAAAAAUAUAUUGCAGAACAUCCAGAAGCAAAGCCAAAUUUAAAAAGAAAUCGUAAUCAAUCAGGAUGUCUUUGUUUUUCAAGUACAAAUAAAACAAGAAAAUCAGAUAUUGUUACGACAAGUGCUAAUGAUACAACAGCUGAUCGUCCAUUAUUUGAUGGUUCAAUUGAAUCUGGUGAGUCUGUAUGACAAGAGUCAAGCGGCAUUUGUCGCUUGAUUAAAAUAUACAUGACAACAGUACUCAUAAUAUCAAUGUGUACGAUUUUUACUAUUUUGAUACUGCUACAGAUUUAAACUUAAAUAUUUAUAAUAAAUAAGAGAAUGUGAUUAAUAAAAAAAAUAGUGAUGUGGAUAAAUGAUUAAUUUAAAAAUAUAUAAAUUUAAAAAACAUUAUUUAACUUAAAUUAUUAAGUAAUUUAAUUAUCAAAUAUAUAUAAAUCAUUUUAUUGUGUAAAAUAAAAGCUCAGGUUUAUUUAUGAUUUAUAAUUUAUAAAUUCAAUAUUAAUUAAUUAUUUACCUGAGCUAAAAUUAUUAAUAUAUAUGACCUUAAUAAUAAUUGAGAUUGCUUGAAAGUUAAUGAAAGUUUUUCGAAUUAAUUAUAAUUAUUUUAUUGAAUGACAAUGUGAGUGCGAAUUGUUUGAGCUAUACAUAUAAUCAUUUUACUUAGGUUUUAUGUUUUUUUUUUAAAGUCAAUAUUUUAAUAAAAAUGUGGAUUAUUUGUAUAGCUUUAAAAAACUUUUGUUAUUUAAUUAUUUUUUUGAUAAAUUCAGGGUAAUUAAUUGUAACUAGUUUAGUUGAAUUUUAAUUUUCAAAUUAAUUGGAUUUUUAAUUGGUUGAAUUAAUUUAUUUCAUUUGAAAUGUUUGGGUCAUUUCUACACAAAUCAUGCACAAAUAUCAACUCAAUUUUUAUUAUUAAAAUAUAUGUUAAAAAAAAACAAUUAUUAUUUUGUUUAAUUACUUUUAAAUUGUCGUGAUUAGUGAUGAUUUUUUUUCUUUUGAAUUGGUCAUACAGGUAAAAUGUGAAUAUGUAAAUAAAGCAAUUUUUUCAAUCGAAAAAGAAAAAGUAAAUAAACAGGUGAAUGAUUCGCAAUAAGCUUGGCUUGGAAAUAAUUUAGAAUUUAUAUUUUUUCAUCAAUAAAAUUAUAGAAAAAACCAUUUUAUAAAAAUCAUAAAUACACAAAAAAAAAACCUUGAGGAGAAAUUGAAUUUCAAAACCUUGUUAAUUAAGAAAAAAUUGAAGUAAAAAAUAUUUAAAUAAUAAAUAAAAUAUAUAUGUGUUUUUUUCUAUUCAACUUACAAAUCAUCAUAUUCUUCCAAGUGAGGGGGAGAUGGUGCAAGAAGAUACGAAUUAUGAAAUGUCAAGUAAUAUAAAUAGGAAAAAAAAAACAAAUCAAUUUUCAUGAUAUUGUCAUUAUGAAAAAUUAGAAAUUUCAAUUAACAAUGAACAAAAAAAAAUAUUGUAAAAAGAAGUAAAUUUUUAUUGCGAAAAUAAUUGUGAAUAUUGUAAUAUUUUUGAAUCGAAAGAUGAUUUUUUGAAAAUAAAUAAAAAAGAAAUGGGACCGGAAUUUUGGUUUGCCGAUUGUUAAAAAAAAAAAAGGCAAAUGAAAAUAAUGAAAAAGUAAUUGAUUGAAAAAUUAUUAGAUAGAUAAUAGUGUGAAAUUUAAUUCCUCACCUGGAACACCAUAGUUUAGAUAGAAAUUUAAAGAUAUGAAUCAAAAAAAUUGAAAUAAAUUUAAGAUAUUUGCAUUACAAACGCGCGAAAUAAUCAUUAAAAUAAUUGUGGUUGUUUUAAAAAUAGUUUGCCAUUAAAUUAGCAAUAUCUCGGUGUUUAAAUAAUUAAAAUGAAAAAUAUACACACAGACAAUUUAAAGAAAAUAAAUAAAUUAAAUAAUCUAAAAAAAGCUUUUUCCAUCAAUUUUUUUGCCCUUGAUUAAUAUUAAAAUUAAAAAUUAAAUUUGCAAUUAUACAUGAUUAAAUAUUUUGAAUAAAAAUUUUGCAAAUAAAA